Messenger RNA from Aspergillus wentii DTO 134E9, 2544 nucleotides. Its product is annotated as putative TBC domain protein. Bases 1 to 2544 code for a protein of 847 amino acids. Lineage: Eukaryota; Fungi; Ascomycota; Eurotiomycetes; Eurotiales; Aspergillaceae. The record is from RefSeq and is a predicted model, not a curated record. The transcript is spliced from 2 exons.
AUGUCGGAAUCUGGCCCAACCAUCCACGCCAUUCGCUACGAGGAAACCCUCCCUAUGGCAGCCCCUUCCACGAUCAGGUCCAGCUCGUUAUCUGGCCCCGCCGGCAACCCCCCUCUCUAUCUAGAGAGCAGGUCGAUUAGCACGAGCGCUUCGUCCAACGGUUCUCGAGUUCCUUCGCCGCUAUCCUAUCAGCAUGCGUCGCGACUGGCUCCGUCUACCCCUAUGGCCCAGGAAGGUAGAUCACGGUCGGAAGGUGACCACCCGGGGCUUGUGAGCCUACAAUCGCUGCGCAGCAUCCCUAGUAUUGUUGUCAACGACCCCAGUUCCCGUCCAAGCUCUCGUCCCGGUUCUCGUCCUGGUUCGCGGUGGUCGGAGCGAUGGGGCGGUCUACGGAGCAAAAGGUCCAUGGAGUUUGAAAGAAAAGCAGAGUCUCCUCCACCAGUGCCUCAGCUAGAUUCAAGAUUUAGUGGGAUCCCUCUUAGUAUCCCAACGGCAUCUCUCGAUGGCCUUGGGGAUCAAUCCAUGAGGUUCUCCAAGCGUGGAAGUCUGAUCAAGGACGAAAACCAGCAAGAACAGCAAAAACAACAGCCACAGCCACAGCAACCACCACAAUCACCACCACAAUCUCAACAAGAGCAACAAAAACAACAACCGCCCCCACCAUCCCCACCAUCGUCACCGCCAGAGAAGAACCAACACGAAAAAGGAGACGAAGGGAACCAACCACAACAAAAACCAGAACAAGCACAAGAGGAGGAACAAAAGGUUACAACGCCACCACCUAGCGCCUCAACGGAGCAUACCGAUCCAGGCGCUUGCGUCACAGCAACAAGGAGGCCAAACCCACCGACAUCGCUCCGUGUUAGAACAACCAGUAUCCCAAGUAGGGCAAUCUCUGCGGACGAGGAUAUGCUGUCGCGGCGCGUUAGGCUCAUGUAUGAGAAAGGAGAAGAGAACGUGACGGAUUCGGAAGUAGCAAGGUCUAUUGCUUUGGAAAAUGGCGUGUUGUGGGAAGAGCCAGUACCAGUACCCACGAGCACUAAUACAUCAGCUAUCUCUGGUCCAGGUGCGGGUGGGGCUGAAACCAGGAGCAUUUCGUCAUCAGUCGUUGACAGUCAAUCUUUCAAAAGAGAAGCCAAUGAGCUAGCAGGUGGGAUUGAGUAUUGGCAGAAUGUUGGGGCAGGGGAUGUCGAUAGAUAUGGUUUCAUCCGUCGCCCUACUACAAAUUCCUCCGAUGGCAUGGAGCCUAAUCCGAUACAACGGGUUUCUACGAGUCUUCUCCUUGCAUCCGAGUCACCACGGCGGAAACACUCAGUUCGACCGACAUCGUCAAGUAAUCGCUCCUUUGCGGGCCGAUCUCCUACACGAAAGCUUUCCGAGCCCGCGGUGGCUCGCCCGUCUUCGUCGCAGAGCACCCACAGUGCGAUUCUACGCCGGUCGACCUCUCGGUUCCGCCAAGCUGCCAAUCACCUCCCUCACAAUAGGGAUCGCAAGUUCAAGGACGAGGCUGCCGAUAUGCUGACACUUCCAACCAACAUGGUCAAUGCUGGAGUAGAUGGUCCAAUGACACGCGCCAUGAAGAAAAAAGAAUGGGAACGUGAAGACAAGUGGACUAAAAUGGCCCGUCCUUCGACAAGGGGCAAGAUUGGGGGUGGAAUGAGGUUUGAGUUCGACACACAAAGCUCCAAGCUGAUUGAGCGCACGUGGAAGGGUAUUCCGGAUCGAUGGCGGGCAACCGCCUGGUUCGCCUUUCUUGAGGCGAGUGCUAAAAAGGAUCCUGAAAGCCCUGCGGAAGAGGAUCUCAUCUCAGCCUACAACGAAUUCCAGUUCAUGUCGUCGCCGGAUGAUGUGCAAAUAGAUAUCGACGUUCCGCGGACCAUUACCAGCCACAUCAUGUUUCGCAGGCGCUAUCGGGGCGGUCAAAGACUCCUAUUCCGCGUGCUUCAUGCAAUGUCCUUGUACUUCCCGGAUACUGGAUACGUCCAGGGCAUGGCGGCGCUUGCUGCAACGCUUCUUGCGUACUACGAUGAAGAGAACGCGUUUAUCAUGCUCGUCCGGCUGUGGCAGCUACGGGGUCUGGAAAGACUUUACCAAUCAGGGUUUGCUGGCCUUAUGGAGGCCCUCAGUGACUUCGAACGAGAGUGGCUAGAAAGGGGAGAGGUUGCUGCGAAGCUGAACGAGAUCGGAGUCCCGCCUACUGCUUACGGAACUCGCUGGUACCUGACUUUAUUCAACUACUCGAUUCCAUUCCCGGCACAGCUUCGGGUGUGGGACGUGUUCAUGCUUCUUGGAGAUGCAGGAGAUGUAGCUUCGCCCGAGCCUAGCAUGGAUGGCGUUCCCCCAACGAGACCAUUUGGCCGGGGUCUGGAUGUCCUCCAUGCCAGCUCCGCGGCGUUGAUCGAUGGUAUGCGAGACAUCAUUCUCGACUCGGAUUUUGAGAACGCAAUGAAAGUCCUCACCAGCUGGGUUCCGAUCAAGGAUGUGGAACUAUUCAUGCGUGUCGCCAAAGCAGAAUGGAAAGUCCACCGGCGAAAAAGGAACUAG